UCAAACCUAAUGGAAAGUUAUGUCUUCAUAAAUCUAAAAGAAAUGCGAACAAUACCUUUUCAAUUGGUAAAACAUGGUCUUUAGAAGAGAUUAGGUGUAUAGAGGUUCUUGAUUCUGUCGCAUUUGUUAUCACGAUGAGCAAACCUUAUUGUUGGACUGCGGACAAGCAACGUGAAAGAACGGCUUUCUUGACAACUCUCUUAAAGGUUUACAAAAAAAACACGAAUCGACUUCCAAAAUUGAUCAACUUUGAAGACAGUAGUAUUUCGG
Acaulospora morrowiae is the source of this 270-nucleotide messenger RNA. The record is from the annotation of a GenBank genome assembly. Lineage: Eukaryota; Fungi; Glomeromycota; Glomeromycetes; Diversisporales; Acaulosporaceae.